Messenger RNA from Aethalodelphis obliquidens (Pacific white-sided dolphin), 3450 nucleotides. RefSeq names its product pre-mRNA processing factor 18 (gene PRPF18). Bases 149 to 1177 code for a protein of 342 amino acids. NCBI's taxonomy places the organism in Eukaryota, Metazoa, Chordata, Mammalia, Artiodactyla, Delphinidae. The record is from RefSeq and is a predicted model, not a curated record. Gene Ontology annotation, cellular component: U4/U6 x U5 tri-snRNP complex; U2-type post-spliceosomal complex; U5 snRNP. Gene Ontology annotation, biological process: generation of catalytic spliceosome for second transesterification step; RNA splicing. The transcript has 10 exons.
CCGCCGGAAGCGGCUCUGUCAGUUGUUGCCCUUCGGUAUUUGGGCUCGCUAUGUGUAGUGGGUUCGCGGCGGCUGGCUGGAUGAAAAGGCUUGGUUCCGGGAGCCGGAGAGAGAAGAAGAAAACUCGAGCUUCAACCCGGGCAGCGAGAUGGACGUUCUGAAAUCGGAGAUCCUCCGGAAGCGGCAGCUGGUGGAGGACAGGAACCUGUUGGUGGAAAAUAAAAAAUACUUCAAGCGUAGUGAACUUGCAAAAAAAGAAGAGGAAGCAUAUUUUGAAAGAUGUGGCUACAAGAUACAGCCAAAAGAGGAGGAUGAGAAACCAUUAACUUCAUCGAAUCCAGUAUUAGAACUUGAACUGGCAGAAGAAAAAUUACCCAUGACUCUUUCUAGGCAAGAGGUUAUCAGGAGAUUAAGAGAAAGAGGAGAACCAAUCAGACUCUUUGGAGAAACUGAUUAUGAUGCUUUUCAACGUUUAAGAAAAAUAGAGAUCCUUACACCAGAAGUUAACAAGGGAUUGAGGAAUGAUCUGAAGGCAGCUUUGGAUAAGAUUGAUCAGCAGUACCUGAAUGAAAUUGUGGGUGGCCAAGAACCUGGAGAGGAAGACACCCAGAAUGAUUUGAAAGUUCAUGAAGAAAACACCACAAUUGAAGAGUUAGAGGCACUGGGAGAGUCUUUAGGAAAAGGAGAUGAUCAUAAAGACAUGGACAUCAUUACCAAAUUCCUGAAGUUUCUUCUUGGUGUUUGGGCUAAGGAGCUGAAUGCCAGAGAGGAUUAUGUGAAGCGCAGCGUACAGGGUAAACUCAACAGUGCUACUCAGAAACAGACCGAGUCCUAUCUCAGACCCCUUUUCAGAAAGCUACGGAAAAGGAAUCUUCCUGCUGAUAUUAAAGAAUCGAUAACAGAUAUCAUUAAAUUCAUGUUGCAGAGGGAAUAUGUGAAGGCUAAUGAUGCUUAUCUUCAGAUGGCCAUUGGAAAUGCCCCUUGGCCCAUUGGUGUCACUAUGGUUGGCAUCCAUGCCAGAACCGGUAGGGAAAAGAUUUUUUCCAAGCACGUUGCACAUGUUUUAAAUGAUGAGACACAGCGGAAGUAUAUUCAGGGAUUGAAGAGGUUAAUGACCAUUUGCCAGAAGCACUUUCCUACAGAUCCAUCGAAAUGUGUGGAGUACAAUGCACUAUGAGAUCUGUGUGCGGCCCGUGAAUAUCACAAGAAACUUAAGGAAGCCUGGCGUGGACUUGCGGAACUGCCAACAGCACGAGGGAGGAAGAAAAAGGAAUUUCUGGUCUCUGAGUUCUGCCUAAUGCAACUCUUGGUUUUAAGAACUGUGUUGGCUCUCAUGUCCCAUCUGACUGCCAAGUGAUUUUUGUGUCUUGCUUUUAUUUUAAAUAGUCGAAAAAUUAAGUUCUAAAGACUUUUCCCCAUAAUUUAAAUGUGUAGACAACAGUCACAGGACAGGGUUUAAAAUAACUUUUCCCCUCUAGACCUGAAAGUUGCAGUUAGAGGAUUAAAAAGGAACAUUUGAGGAUGGACUUAAUUAUUUCUGUAAAAUAUGGUAAUUUUCACGUUGCCUCUUAUGAAGUGUUUAUAGAAAAAUAUUUUUAUAUUUUUCAACAAAAACAUGGAACCAUUUAAUGAAACUUGAUAGUCCUUAAAUGUUGCUGAAGUUUUGCCAUCUUGCAAUAGAUUUGAAUGUAAAUAUUACUACUGUUACGUGUUAUUUUUCUUGCAUUUCAAAGCUUUUAUCUUUUAAAUUGUGUAAAUUUUAGUAUUGGUCAUCUCUCGGGACAGAUGCAAUUAACAGGAAAUAGAAGUUUGGAACACAAAGAUUUGAACCAACAGAAGUUCAAAUUCAGUAACCCCAGUGCAUCAAGGUUCAAGGUGGGGAAAUGGAUUGUCAAGCCAAGGACGGGGAUGUUUCGCUGCCGCUGGUUCUUCCUAGAAUAGGACUGCCCGUGAGCGUCAUCCUCCCGAGACCGGUGGUGGACAGCUGUCCCAGCUCCAUCCCGCCCAGCAGAAGAGGAAGUUGCCAGGACCCUUGGCCGCUGCCCGAGACAGUAGGUCCUGGGUCUGAUUUUGCACAAACGAGGACUUCUUUUGAAUCUUGCACAGUGUCACCCCCAGAUAAUUGUGGCGAAUCACUGCGCUUUAGAGGUUGAGAGGACUCAAUGGAUAGAGGCAGGUAGGGAAAUAGAAAGCUGCCUGAGCAGGUGGAUUGGCACUGCCGGCUAGAGGGAGGAGUGGGGCUCCAAAGUCAGCACUAACUCACCUCAUACUGCAGCUCCCCACCUGUGCACGUAAGGGUGUGAGUAUGUAUGUACGACCGUGAGCAAGUCACUUCAGCCCUCUAAGCCUCAGCUUCCUUAUCUGCAAAGGUGGUGAUACUUGUAUAUACCUCAUGGCGUCACUGUUGUAUUUACGUAAAAGAAAACGCUUAGCUCGCUGCCUGGCAAGUAAGAGCUCAGUAAAUAGCAGUUGUGUCCUUGUUGUUAGAGUGAAGACAAAGUAGCUUUCCCCACCUGCCGUCAGGGUCAUUGUGGGCUCACGUGACGAGAACAGUGGUGGUGGCAGCAGCGUGCUAGCAGCGUCGGCAGUGCUCGUAGGAGCAUCUAUUAAGCAUUUACUGUGUCCAGGCUCUAUAGCUGCUCACACUUUGAGCCAGUUCUGAGUUUAGAAGGAUCGAGAAUGUGGUGGGGCUGGAGUCAGCUGCGCGGGUGCAGGUGGGCUCACAGUCACUUCUCCUGGCCCCUCUUGGGAAGCCUCGAAAGCCAGUUCUGGCCACUUGUGGGGUCUGUGGCUGUGCCUGACUGAUCGUGUCCGCUGGUCAUGUGUGCGAUGGUGGCUGAGGCCUGCUGUCCUAAAUUGAAUCAGGGUUCCUUGCCUACUUUAGAAACAGUUUCUUCUUAUUAAAUUACAACCGAAGAGAGCUUACUAGAGCAAGUAAGAGACAGACGUUCAUAAGAUAUGACCACAGUCUAGACUUCUUUUAUGUAGUCUUGUUGUAUAGGACUUGUUUAUAAAUAUUGUUGAACGAACACUCCCCCAGGUCACUUCUUUUUUAAUUCCCAGUCAGCAUGGUAGUCAGCUAAUUUUGUGUUGUCUUCCCAUUUGCUGUUAGUUAAUAUUCCACCACAAAGAAGAAACUGCGUCAUGUGACACCAGUAUCUUCUAAAACUGAUCAGUGUGGAUAGAUGGUUGGAAAAAAGAGUUGUACUGUAUUCUGCAGUGCUGUGAAUGUCGGUCAUUCUGGGCUUAGGUUGAAAGACGUAGAUCUUGUGGAAAAGUCUUCCGUUUCCCUGAAGUGAAAGAUCUUCAGAGGAUUGCAGAUGUCAUGGGGGUGUGUUAAAAAAUGACCUCUCGCAGUCUCCAAAUCAUGAAAAUUUUAGUUCACCAGAUGCUGCAUAUUUCUAUUUUUUAGCUAUUUCUAAAACAAUAAAGGCCUGUCUUUUAAAAUCA